Messenger RNA from Pyrgilauda ruficollis (rufous-necked snowfinch), 3297 nucleotides. It is a transcript of the gene TMEM150C, whose product is annotated as transmembrane protein 150C. Bases 412 to 1173 code for a protein of 253 amino acids. The transcript is spliced from 9 exons. NCBI's taxonomy places the organism in Eukaryota, Metazoa, Chordata, Aves, Passeriformes, Passeridae. The record is from RefSeq and is a predicted model, not a curated record.
UGCGGCCGCGUCGCAGCACCGCAAGCCCGGCGGUCAGAGCGACACACGGCGCCCCAGAGCCCCCGGCGGCCGCGGGCCCGCCCGUCCGGGGCGGGGCUCGGCGGGGCGGGAGCUCGGACCCAGCCCGGCCGCGCUCGCCGGAGCCGGAGCCGUCCGCAGGUGCGCAGGUAGGAGCCGCUCCCGGCAGCGCCGGGCAUCCGCUGCUGUCUCGCUGUCGGCCCGCCCUGUCGCGGAUCGUCGCCGCCGCCCCGGACGCGGUCCGGGUGCCCGCGGAGCCCCCGAGGAGCGUGGUCUGGAACCGGAGUGUGCCUGGUUCGUGCAGCGCCAAAUGCGAGACAGGCAGACACAGCCCACAGGAGUUGAGAGUCAGUGUCUCUGGUUGUAAAACAGCAGCUCAGCACUGGUUGCUAAAUGGCCUCAGGUAUGGAUGGGAAGAAAUGCAGCAUGUGGAUGUUUUUACCUCUUGUCUUUACCCUGUUUACAUCAGCUGGAUUAUGGAUAGUGUACUUUAUAGCAGUGGAAGAUAACAAAAUUCUCCCACUAAGUGUACCAGAUAGGAAACCUGGUUCCAAAAGACCACCUUAUAUAAGUAUUGCAGGUGAUGCACCUCCUGCAAGCUGUGUGUUUAGUCAAGUCAUGAACAUGGCAGCAUUUCUAGCGCUUGUUGUGGCUGUCCUGCGCUUCAUUCAGCUGAAGCCAAAGGUGCUCACCCCUUGGCUGAACAUCAGCGGCCUGGUGGCUCUGUGCUUGGCCUCUUUUGGGAUGACCCUGCUCGGCAACUUUCAGCUUUCCAAUGACGAGGAGAUCCACAACGUGGGCACGUCGCUGACCUUUGGCUUUGGGACAUUGGCAUGCUGGAUCCAGUCUGCCCUUACCCUCAAGAUCAACCUGAAGAAUGAGGGGCGGAAAGCUGGGAUUCCACGAGUGGCUCUCUCAGCCAGCAUCACCCUCUGCGUGGUGCUUUAUUUCAUCCUUAUGGCCCAGGGCAUUCACAUGCAUGCUUCCAGGAUCCAGUGGGGCCUAGUGAUGUGCUUCCUGUGCUACUUUGGCACCUUUGCAGUGGAGUUCAGGCAUUACAGAUUUGAGAUAAUUUGUUCUGAGUACCAGGAAAACUUUCUGAGCUUUUCCGAAAGCUUGUCAGAAGCCUCCGAGUACCAGACAGAUCAGGUGUAGCCUGUCCUCUGGCGGGGGGGAGGGGGGCAGGUGUGGUCCCAUGGGGGAAACAUGACCUCAUUUACACUUUUUUUAUGAGUUUCUUUUCAUGUGCAAUCAUGAUGGUAUUGCCAAAGGGCUCUGAGGGUGGCUGUCUCACUAAGAGCCAAACAGAGGUGUCUGCUGGAAGAGGAGUGGAUCCAUCCCAAUGGCAGUGUGAGAGCACAAGCUGCUUAGUUUGUGCCACCAGUGACUCUUUCUGCGUGGCUCUGUCAUGCUCCUGUUGUUCAACACAUUCAGCAGCCUAUCCUGGUGACGCGCCUCUGAGGCUGGUCCUGCUCAGCCCGCCCUGCAGAGAAGGAGGUGAAGGAAGCAGACUUCUAGCAGCAAGGGUCUCCAGGAGUCACCUGUUCCCCAGUCACCAGACUGCAUCUUCCGUGUGUUUCCCAGGUUGUUUUCUUUGCUGCCAGCCGGGGGAACUUGGUAGGGGGAGCAAGAGUAGCUGUUUCUUCAGAACCUGGAAUCAGACACAGAAGACCCCAGUGGACUGGCUUUUAUGGCAAGUAGGCAGGCAUUUCUUCCAGCCUGGAAAGCGGCCGACGGUAAAUCUGGGUUUGGAAAGAACUGUGCUGUGAUGAGGAAGUGAGACUUAGCUGAUGCUGCCUUGUGGCCAGGCAGAUCAUCCCCAGGCCAGAGGGGGUGACACAGUGGGAUGCUGUGCUUGGCUUCCUGCUGGGCACUGGUAGGAGUGAGGUGCUGAAUUAAGAUGAGAAGGUCUGUGUGCUCUGAAAACAACUCAGAAAACGCUGCUUUUUCCAUGUGUAGUGCUUCCACCACACAUUGUGUAUAGUAUCUCAAAAGCUUUUUUAAAUUUUUUUUUAAUGUUUACUGAGGGGGCAAACGUUAUGUUAGAGACACCAGGCUCGUCUGCCAUGAGAGCAGUGCCAGUGCUUCUGGCCACAGGGUUUGGUUUUGCUCCUUGUGCAAGCCAAACUUCAGACAUGCUGGUUUGGGCUCUGGGCCCCUCAGUGUGGCCAGUUGUCCUGAGUGGAGCCUGCCACAGGUUUAAAUGGGCUUCCAAGGUGCCAGGAGGGAGUUCUGGCACAGAGGCUGGCUGAUCUGCCCGAGGGCUGGAGGUGUGAGAAGGGAGCAGCAAAACCAGAGGGGCUUCUCCCUUCCUAGAGGGAGGUUUUCAAACAGGUUUUCAGAGAACAAGGAGCUCAAAACCUAAUUUUGGGAAGGCUGCUGUAUUUUCUGGGUAGAGGAGCGAUGGGAGUUGCUUGUCCCCAUGGCUCCUAUUUUCCUCCAUAAAUCAGGCUCCGCUUAGUUUUACAUCUUGUCUGAGCUUCAGGAAAACAAGCAGAAAUUAAAAUGGUAGGAAAAGGCACUUGAAGAGGAACUCGUACUGUUCUGUGGCAUUUCUGACAGAGGGAAAAGGCAAAAGGGCAUUCAGUCUUCUGCAAAGGUCACAGGCCUCUCCUGAGAGGAGAAACAGUUGAGACAAAUUGUGUGUUAAGUAGAAAGCUUUCAGCCAGCCCUUUAUUUCCUGUGCACCAAAACUUGUUCUCAGGCAGCUGUUACAAAUCCAGAGCAUUUUUGGCCAGCAGAGGGUUGUUGUUGAUUGCUGAAGGCUUCCUCCUUGUAGCAGUGUCAUGAGUGGAAAGCUUUCCCAGAAGGAUGUGCUGAGAGUGGCCAAGGACACAGCAGUGUGAGGUGCCAGCUCCCUAGAGGCUCAUCCAGGGAGCUCCUUCUGGCAAGGACAGGAGGGGACAGUCUGGAGAACAUGCAGGUGGGGAUCCUCUUGCACUGGCACACACUCAAUCCAUAUGGAGCACAAAACAGCAAUUUGUUGUAAGGGCGUUUCACUGUAAAUAGUCCACUGUGGUUUUUUUCCCCUAUUUAAUAAAUACUUUCAGUUUAUUAUUUUAGCUUUUGUAAUUUUAUCAAAGAAAAAAAAAAAAAAAGAUUAUGUGGUUUUUUUUUUCCCUUUUGCUCCUUUUCCUAUAUGCAAUCCAAACUGAAUUCCAGGUUUUUAGUGAUAAUUCUGUACAUUUCUUAGAGUAUUUCUAACAGCACAUUUCAGUACAACUAAAUGACAACCGAUGUACACUAAAACAUGACCACUAAAUAAAGUGCUUUUAUGGA